Messenger RNA from Trichomycterus rosablanca, 1603 nucleotides. RefSeq names its product centromere protein U (gene cenpu). NCBI's taxonomy places the organism in Eukaryota, Metazoa, Chordata, Actinopteri, Siluriformes, Trichomycteridae. Gene Ontology annotation, cellular component: nucleus. The record is from RefSeq and is a predicted model, not a curated record. The transcript is spliced from 12 exons. The coding region runs from base 110 to 1357 and encodes 415 amino acids.
ACAGCGGGAAACGUUUGUGGAAAAACGCCUCCUUACGGCUACAUGAUAGCUUUUCUGAAGUAAAAACGUCGUAUUGUUUGUUUAAACGUUAUUUAAAAGUUAUAGUAACAUGAGUCGAGUGACGAAAAUGCUGAAAGCUCUUCAGAAGGAAACGAAGGCUGGAAGUCAGAAUGUUUUACAAUCGCAAGAUAGUCUCGAUGUUUCCUCAAUAGAGAAGGACAGCUACCUUCAGGGAGACCUGUAUUCUCCUCAUGGUAACCCUCUGCACAGCACUGCAUUAGAAGAUGAAACCAGUCCUCAAACUGAUCAACCCCCAAAACCCACAGCUGGUAAAGGGACAGGUGAGAAGAGAGUGAACAAGGCCCAGAAUGUGACUCCAAAGAAAUCUACCCAAGCUGGGAAAAAUGGAAAAAAUAAAACCCAAGAGAAAGCUGAUGUUCAGUUACAACAGAAGAACACCAAAUCCAAAGAGAAUCGAAGACCAGUAGAGCAAAAAGACCAAGGGCCAAAGUCUCGAAAUCUGCAGACCAUCUCAGAAACCAGAGAGGAAGAUGGUAAAAGGAGAACACAAUCUAAGGGUCCAAUCAGUGAAGCCCUGGCUGAUGACUCGACACCCCACAAAGCUUAUUCCCAAAGGCAGCAGCAUCCAUCUUUAUCAUCAGAGGAGUUGACAGAUGAGGAUGAAAGCUUCAGCCCGAGCAAAAGCAAACCCAAGGUAUUACAUGUAAAACUACAGAGACCAUCCAGUCAGCAGAAGAGACGACAGAAACAGAAGAGAAAGUCUUCAUCUGGAUCCUCAGAUCACGGUAAUCCCACUAAGAAGCCGAAACCUGGAGGAAGUUUGAUUGAUCUUGAUGUUGUCCUUGAAGCUUUUCAGGAAUUUGUCACCGAGUACAAGAAGACAGUGAACUCCGAAUCUGUUAAAAAAGCCAUAGAUGCACUAUCAAACUCAUUUGAGGAGCAACUUACUGAACUGAUCACCGCAACUAAGGAGUUAAACAGUGUGAAACGUAAAGCUGUAAAGAUUAAUGGCACCCUGAACCAAAAAAAGACUCGACUUUUGGAGGCGAAGAAUGAACUAAUCAGGAGUGAAGCUGAGAUGAGGAAGCUGGAGAAAGACCACAAUGAGCUGGAGCAGAGGCUAAAGGCUUUGAAGCAGGGCACAACCUUUCUCACUAACCUAAAACAGCUAAACAAGAAAUACCUGCAGCACCGCACCGCACAUCCCCAUGAGCAAGAAACGUAUGGACCAUCCUGCUUACCAGCAAUGCUCUUGGAAGCCAGGAGCAUCACAGGAACUGAAAGCCAGUUAAAGAUGAUCAAUGACGAGCUUUCAGCAAGUUCUGGAGUAAAUUAGUCACAAGUAGCAAUUUGUAUGAACACUGAGAAGUCAAAAGUUAUAAGUCAGAUAUAAUUAUUAGGUAUCUAGAAUGCCAUGUAAAAUGACGUGAUAAUAAUCCAUAUUACUCUGUGUUUAUUUCUGACUGCAUAAAUCCAUUAAUACAACAUGUUCAAUUUUUCACGACUCACAACUUUGUUAAAGUAUUUAUUUAUUAAUUUUAAUUUACUUAAGGGUAAAUUAGUUAGUCACUGAUAAUGAGUG